UGCACUUCAAAAUACUCCCCUCUUGCAAUCAAUUAACAUAGUUCAAAACACAACUAACACUCAAGCCAAUUAUUAGUAACAACAACAGUUUGGUACCAGCUCAAGAAACAACAGUUCAUAAUAUCGUUUAAUUUGAACCAUUUUAGUAACCGAGUUGUUUUGGUGGUAUGGAGGAUGGGGAGGAGAAGGAAACCUAUUGUGGCUGCUAAAUACUCCUUCCCUCCUGUUAAGAUUGUCUCGUACCAAUUAGGAUGGAGGUAGUAUAUAUUAACGGAUUCUCAUGUGUACGAACACCAGCACUAUAUAUUGAAAUUUCUCCAGUAAGGAUCUUCACAACGAAUUAGAUGAAAGGAUCAAUCUUUUGCCCAUACCUUACUACCAUGGCCACCAUUACCAAAUGAUGCCAUUUUUGCCACAGAGGAAGACAAAUGGCAGUUUCCGGUAGAUGAACUAAAGGAGGUCUUUGGCCGGGGUCAUCUCCUCCAUUCUCUUCUCUUCUUCUCCUAUGCAUGGGAUUUCACGGGUCAGAGUUCUUAUGGCGAAUUCUAUGCAUGGAUCGAUCCAAAUAUCCUUCAUAAAGAUAAUGAUAACUCGGGGGAGUGAAGCUUUCACAAAGGGAAAUUAAAGAAUCACCUUCCUAUUUAUUUUCAUUCGUGAGGGCAUCCAUUGUGGAAAUAUUAGUCAUGCAAGCUUUUGUUGGAUCCUUAUACCUUGUAGCAGCUAAUCCUUUGUGGUUGGUUAUUCACAUUCAAUUCCAAUGGAGGGUCAACUUUAAUUCCAACAAGGUGCUUGGAAGUUGUGAUAGCAAGAACCUCCUAAAUUAAGGAUUUAAGGAACUUGAUUGAGCGGCAGAAAUGAAGCAGCGUCAAGUAAGAUGGGAUGAGCAUAAUCUGGGAGAAAUUGAUGCAAACAAACCUGUAAGAUAGAAAAUAGCUGAGCCAAAGACACCAUAUCACCGUAUAAUUGAUGAUGAUGGAUCUUUGUCUCCUAUAAGGGUUGGCUCAAGUGAUGAGUCUGGGGAUGCAAUACAUGCUGAAGCUAUAAGGAAUGCAUUGAAUGAUGUUGCAUCUUCUCCAUCCAGUAAAAGUAAAUUGGGAUCUGAUGGUGGUUGGGCAUCAUCUGAAGAUGAUGAGGCAGAAGCAAUGGAUGAAGAUGGUGGAGGUUCAUUCAUUUUCUCUACUAAGCUUUUGAACCUACUAAUAGGCAUGAUCCUUGAUAAGUCCGUAUUUAGACACGCAUUUGAUGCGUGUUCAGGUCGGAUUUUGAUGAUUUUCCUGGCUUUAAGGCGUUGCAAGUCUCAAAUUUGGCUCAAGUUGUGUUUAACAGGCGUUGGAUCGAGUUUCAUAGCAUUUGGAGUUGAUUUGAAGAAGUUAGAGUCCGGCAAUCGGCGCUUGAGAGGCAUUCGGGAAGGGUUUGAAGACAUUCGAGAGAGAUUUGGAAGAUUUGGAGGCCACCGGGAGAUUCACGACGAAAUUCUGGUGAAGAAAGAGCAUUUGGAUCGACGUCGUAGGCAUUCGGGAGCAUUCGGAACGAGAAACGAAGAAAAAUGGUGAAGAAAAGGGCAGGCACGGCCGUGCCUAGGUCAGGCACGAUCGUGCCUGCCAUCUUAAUCAACGCGGAGCCACUGGCAUCCAGACACGAUCGUGUCCGGUGCAGGCACGAUCGUGUCUGCAAAAUUUUUACGCGUCCCUUCCGCAGGCACGGUCGCAGGCACGAUCGUGCCUGGCACCGUGCCUGACCCCGUUUUGUCCUAAUUCAACUCAAAUUCUCCUGUUUUCUAUAAAUAAGGCCUCCAUACCCACUUUUGGGGUUACGAACUUUGGAGAGAGGCCUAGGGACGAGUUUUACCUGCGUUUUUACGUUGUUUAAUCCAAGAACCUGGGAUUCUUUGUAAGUUCAAUUCUUU
Messenger RNA from Cuscuta epithymum, 1906 nucleotides. NCBI's taxonomy places the organism in Eukaryota, Viridiplantae, Streptophyta, Magnoliopsida, Solanales, Convolvulaceae. The record is from the annotation of a GenBank genome assembly.